UACAAUCAGCGGGAGUUUGUUGCCUUUGUGUGGAGAGGAGAGGAGCUAAUAGUAAAAAGCUAAUCCGCCUUUUUUUUCAUAGCCGUUUUGUGAGCUAAGCUGAAACACAAAAACCGUCCGCGAACCAACAACAGAGAGAGUCCACACCGUCCCUCACCUGUCCCUCACCUGUCCGCCACCGUUAAGACGCAGUGAGUCUCCAUGGCGCUGAGACGAGGCCUCCGUUACCUGAAGGUGUGUGAGGUGCAGUCUUCCCAGAGUGAUGUCGGGCCGCAUUCAGCCAAAGGAGGACCCGGAAAGGAGCUGUACGAUAACGGGUACGGCGAGCAGAUGAUGGAGGACGAUGACUCCAGAACAAACCUGAUUGUGAACUACCUGCCGCAGACCAUGAGCCAGGACGAGCUGCGGAGUUUGUUCAGCAGCGUGGGCGACGUUGAGUCGGCCAAACUCAUCCGCGACAAAGUGGCAGGCCACAGUUUAGGUUACGGCUUUGUUAACUUUGUUAACCCUAAUGAUGCAGAGAGGGCUAUCAGUACCCUCAAUGGCCUGAGGCUACAGUCUAAAACUAUCAAGGUUUCGUUUGCGCGGCCGAGCUCGGACACGAUCAAAGACGCUAAUCUGUACAUCAGCGGGCUGCCGAGGAAUCUGAGCCAGCAGGACCUGGAGGACAUGUUCACCCGCUUCGGACACAUCAUCAACUCCAGAGUGCUGGUGGACCAGGCCUCCGGCUCUCUAGGUCUGUCCCGGGGCGUAGCCUUCAUCCGGUUUGAUAAGAGGGCCGAGGCCGAGGACGCCGUCAAGCACCUGAACGGCCACACCCCCCCUGGCAGCUCUGAGCCAAUCACAGUCAAGUUUGCCGCAAACCCCAAUCAGGCGAGGAAUUCCCAGAUGACGUCACAGAUGUAUCAUGGCCAACCACGGCGCUUUGGAGGACCGGUUCAUCACCAGGCCCAGAGAUUCAGGUUUUCUCCAAUGAGUGUGGAUCACAUGAGUGGAGGGGGCGGAGUCUCAGGGAGCUCGUCCACCGGUUGGUGCAUCUUCAUCUACAACCUGGGUCAGGACGCAGACGAGGCCAUCCUGUGGCAGAUGUUCGGGCCGUUCGGCGCCGUCAUCAACGUGAAAGUGAUCCGAGAUUUCAACACCAACAAGUGCAAAGGCUUCGGCUUCGUUACCAUGACGAACUACGAGGAGGCAGCCAUGGCGAUCCACAGCCUGAACGGGUACCGACUUGGAGACAAAGUCCUGCAGGUGUCCUUCAAGACCAGCAAGGGACACAAGUAAAAGGGGGAGGAGUCUGUGAUGGAGGAGGAGUUUAAGGAUGAAGAGUAGGGGUGGGGGGUUUGGGUAGGAGGAGCAGGAGGGGUGAGGGUGGAGGGGGCGGGGUUAAGGACGAGGAGGAGGAGUCUAAACUCCAGUGUGAUCAGCUGAUCUGGUCUGACAGUUUUCAGAAGCUGCGUUUGUGAUGUGACUUCCUGUUUUGUUUUUUGUUUUCUCCCAGCAUGCUCUGCUUCACUCAAACCUGAAGCCAUCUUUCGGUUCAUUUCUUUUAUUUCAGUUUGUAUCUUGUUUUUAAAAUUGCAGCUACGUUGUGAUGUUGAACUGUUUGUUCAGAAAUAAAUCUGUUCACAGAACUUCA
Messenger RNA from Labrus bergylta (ballan wrasse), 1636 nucleotides. NCBI's taxonomy places the organism in Eukaryota, Metazoa, Chordata, Actinopteri, Labriformes, Labridae. The record is from RefSeq and is a predicted model, not a curated record.